Spinacia oleracea (spinach) is the source of this 657-nucleotide messenger RNA. RefSeq lists its product as uncharacterized. The record is from RefSeq and is a predicted model, not a curated record. Gene Ontology annotation, biological process: regulation of transcription by RNA polymerase II. NCBI's taxonomy places the organism in Eukaryota, Viridiplantae, Streptophyta, Magnoliopsida, Caryophyllales, Amaranthaceae. The coding region runs from base 133 to 657 and encodes 174 amino acids. The transcript has 2 exons. Gene Ontology annotation, cellular component: nucleus. Gene Ontology annotation, molecular function: sequence-specific double-stranded DNA binding.
CAAGAACCCUAGCCGCGACGACACACCCAAAUACCCAAUUUCUUAUCUAGCUAUUUCACGUUUCCACCUCCGACGAUCGACGGCUGACGACUUUACGAGAUCCGUCGACCGUCGACCCGGCCCCCUCUAUCCAUGGCUGAUGACUCUAGUUGUGCAGCACCAUUAUCAACACCUUGUUCUUCUACACCUACGGUAGAAGAAUUUUUUGAACCUCUUGAUGAAGAUAUGCCAGACGAUGAUGAAUUGGAGGACAAUGCUGAAGAAGAAGCACCAGAUACCACCCCUACAGACACAGUAGACGAAAAUCUAACCCAAGGUACAAAGAGAGCAAGGAGGUCUGAGGUGUGGAAGGAUUUGGAGGAUCCAUUUGUCUUAAGAGGGUUAAGAAAAACUCGAUGUAAGUAUUGUAAAAAAAUUCUUAGCCUUCCAAAAUCUGGUUGCACCAGUCAUUUAAACCGUCAUCUGAAAACUUGUCCACAAAAAUUAUUGAAGCAACAAACUUUACUGAAUUUUUUGCCAUCUAAUAAAAGUGCGGGUCCACUUGACUCUGGGUUUGUUAGUGCUAUACAUAAUGGUAAGCUUGAUAUGCUUAUCAUGAGAGAAGGGGUUGCAAAUUGGAUUGUCAUGCAUGAGAAACCCUUUUCUGUUGUGGAAUAA